AUGCCCUUUAAGCGUGAUAGUGGAGCUGCUUCUCGAGAUAAGCGUGACGAUGUGACCGAGGAGCCUCUGGAUAUGAAAACUCAAGUUGAACCUAAGCAUAUUGAUCUACCAGAUGACUUCCCUUUUGAGGUCAUCGACAAUCCUGGUGAUCAAUCCAUAACCCUCAAAAGAUAGUUUGCUGAGGAGACUAUUAAAGCUGGCUACACCAACUUUGAUACAGAGGAAGAUUUAAAUGAGGAUGACGAGAAUGACAAUGAUGAGGAAUCUUCCAAGCCAGCAAUUCAGAUGGUUGUCACUGUUCAGAAACCAGAAGGCCCAAUCUUGGAAUUUGACUGCAACUUCAAUGAUGAUGAACUAGCGAUUGAAAAUAUGAGGAUGCUGAACCGUGAUAAUCCUGAUGCUCAGAAUACGUACGAUGGACCACCAUUUUCGAUCUUGGAUGAGAGCUUGCAGAAGGCAUUGCACACGUACCUUGAGGUGAGGGGAAUCAAGCACGCACUGCAUGAAUGGCUGUACGAGUACAUGAUGCGCAAGGAUGAGAAGGAGUAUGUUGUUUGGUUGAAGAACAUGAAAGAGUUCAUCGGGAAUUGAGUGCCUCUGCUCUUUAAUUCAUUUUCAUUGUAAUAACAGGCCUGUUACUCAUCAAAUCUAAUACUCCUUUCAUAAUUGUGGAAGUAUACCUCGCAUGGCCAGUCAUUUGGUUAAACCAAAUCUGGCUAUCGUGCUGGUC
Molecule: messenger RNA, 730 nt
Organism: Phragmites australis (common reed)
Lineage: Eukaryota; Viridiplantae; Streptophyta; Magnoliopsida; Poales; Poaceae
Cellular component (GO): mitochondrial matrix
Source: RefSeq, a predicted model, not a curated record